Agrilus planipennis (emerald ash borer) is the source of this 786-nucleotide messenger RNA. RefSeq names its product histidine-rich glycoprotein-like. Bases 1 to 786 code for a protein of 261 amino acids. The record is from RefSeq and is a predicted model, not a curated record. The transcript has 2 exons. NCBI's taxonomy places the organism in Eukaryota, Metazoa, Arthropoda, Insecta, Coleoptera, Buprestidae. Gene Ontology annotation, cellular component: extracellular matrix.
AUGUUCUUUAAAGUAAUCGUUUUGGCCGCUUUUGUGGCAAUUGCUGCCAGCCACGAGCAACACGGACACAAAUCUUCCCUCAAACAGGAAUCCUCCUACGGUUAUGAUAUUCACUUCUCCCACACCGGCGAAAAGAGCCACCAUGAAGUUCCCGUCCAUCACCACCAGGAAGAACAACAUGCACAAUCCACUUCCAAUGAACAUCAUUAUCAUCAUGAAGCCGCUGUAGCCCAAGAAUCUCAUAAACAUGAGCCCACUCAUGAACCACACUACGAAUUCGGUUACACCGUGCAUGACCCACACACCCACGAUAUCAAGUCUCAAAAGGAAGAACGUUACAAGGAUCAUGUUAAGGGAGAAUACACUUUGGUUGAACCCGAUGGUCACAAAAGGAUCGUCGAAUACACUGCCGACAAACACAGUGGUUUCAACGCACACGUCCGCAGGGAACAUGAACAUCAUCAUGCCGCCUCAGUAGCCCAAGAAUCUCAUCACCACGAACAGUCAGCCUCCAAUGAACAUCAUUAUCAUCAUGAAGCUGCAGUAGGCCACGAAUCUCAUAAACAUGAGCCCACUCAUGUACCACACUACGAGUUCGGUUACACCGUACAUGACCCAAAAACCCAUGAUGUCAAAUCCCAAAAAGAAGAACGUUACAAGGAUCACGUUAAGGGAGAAUACACUUUGGUUGAACCCGAUGGUCACAAGAGGAUCGUCGAAUACACUGCCGACAAGCACAGCGGAUUCAACGCACAUAUCCGCAGGGAGCCAAUCCACCAUUAUUAA